CACUUCCAAAUUUGCUUCAAUGUUGGAUAUGAUAUUUAACAAAAGAUCUGCGACAAAAGUUUCAGACCAUGAUAUAACUUAUUAUUAUUUAUAAAUGGAGUCUCUUGUAACAUUCAUUUUGAAGGUUACAAAGAGAGGUCGUAUGUCUAUGUUAAAUUUAUACCUUAAGCUUAGUUUCCACAAAUUCCAAUAGUUUUCUUGAAAACAAUGUUUUAGGUUGUGUGGUUUGUGUUUUUAACUCCAAAAUUAGAUUUUCAUCCAAAGAUAUAACAUCCAUCAGAUUAGAGAUAGAAAGGUUUUUCAACCCAUUACAUUAUCUACUUUUGUUUUUUUAGUUUCUUCCAAAUAUAAGGAAAAUAGAGAAAUCUCUACACUUCUGUUAUUUUCCUUGUAUGAGAGAAAAAAAGAAAGAAGAAGAAGGGAGAGACAAGAAUGUGGCUACCGAAAACAGAUGCGACAAGUAAAGGAAAAAAAAGUGGUUCAGUGGCUGUUGCAAUAGACAAUGACAAAACUAGCAAAAUUGCUCUCAAAUGGACAUUGGAGAAUCUUACUACUCGUGGCCAAACUCUUGCUCUUAUUCAUGUCGCUCCCAAAUCUCAAUCCUCUUCAGGUUACUUUAUAUCCACAUUAAUUAAGGAAUGGUUUUGCUCAAUGUGUUUAAGUUUUUUUACUUUUGUGAGAGUUGCAGACAUUGAAGACGGAACAAUGCAUAUGCAGCACAUGGAUAAGCAAACAAAAGAUCUCUUUGUAUCUUUCCAUUGUUACUGCAGCCGUAAAGAAAUCCAAUGUCUGGAUGUAUUGCUUGAAGACGUAGACAAAGUCAAAGCUAUUGUGGAAUAUGUUACAAUUUCUGCGAUCGAGAAUUUGGUACUUGGUGCUCCUUCAAGAAGUAGCUUUAUGAGAAGAUUCAAAACGGAUUUACCAACGAGUGUUUCAAAGGCAGCUCCAGAUUUCUGCAAUGUUUACGUCAUUUCCAAAGGCAAAGUCUCUUCCUUACGAAGCUCCUCUCGUCCUGCUCCUUACCAUCCAUCAGUUCUCAGCGACUUUGACUUUGAGAAUAAACCUAAAAUAGCUAACACACCGGCAUCUCCUAGGGCACGAAGAUCAGUUGAUAAAAGGUAUGUUAUGUUACAUUACUUAUAUAAUUUUAUAAAGCUUCAAUUACUUAACAGUUUCUUGGUAUUGAUUUUGUGUAAACCAAGGUUUACAAAACCACCACAAGGACAUAUGAAACUAAUUGGAGACUUCUCAGAUUCAGAGUCCGAGUAUUCAUUCAUAAGUGCUUCACAUCAAGGAUCAGAAAACUCCUUUAUCAGCUCGGGGACGCCGAGUAGUGCAGAUAGGUGUUCUUUUUCAUACGAUUUACCAGACUCAGCAAGAACAUCAAGAAUGUCAACGAGCUCAGAGCAGAGCAUAGGGUCACAUAGAUUAGGAAUCAAGUUUACGGAUUUGGGUUUUCUGAAUAACUCUUCUACGGUUUCUGAGGAGAGUGGAAGAACUUCUUGCUCUUACUCAUCUCAGAGCUUGGAUGAUGUCGAAUCUCAGAUGAGGAGACUGCGUUUAGAGCUAAAACAAACCAUGGAUAUGUAUAGCUCAGCUUGUAAAGAAGCUUUAACCGCAAGGCAAGAGGCGACAGAGCUGAAAAAUCUGAGGUCAGAAGAAGAAAGAAGAAUGGAAGAAUUAAAGAUGACGGAGGAGACAGCAAUGUCAAUGGUGGCAAAUGAGAGAGCAAAGGUUAAAACUGCCAUGGAAGCUGCUGAAGCUGCGAACAGGCUUGCGGAAGCAGAAGCAAAGAGAAGACUAAACGCAGAGAUGAAGGUGCUGAAAGAAAGUGAUUCUUUCUCUGGACAGAGCAUCGUUCGAUACAGAAAAUACACUGUUCAUGAAAUCGAAGAAGGAACUGAUAAUUUUGCAGAAUCAAGAAAAGUAGGAGAAGGAGGGUAUGGUCCUGUGUUUAGAGGUCAUCUUGAUCACACAAGUGUUGCUGUUAAGGUGUUACGUCCUGACGCUGCUCAAGGAAGAUCACAGUUUCACAAAGAGGUUGAAGUACUAAGUUGCAUAAGGCAUCCAAACAUGGUGCUUCUUUUAGGAGCAUGUCCAGAAUAUGGCAUCCUCGUCUACGAAUACAUGGCCAGAGGAAGCUUAGAUGACCGUUUGUUCAGACGCGGAAACACGCCUCCCAUUUCUUGGCAACUACGUUUCAGAAUCGCUGCUGAGAUAGCCACAGGUCUCCUCUUCUUACACCAAACCAAACCAGAACCAAUUGUCCACAGAGACUUGAAACCAGGAAACGUCCUCCUCGACCAAAACUACGUCAGCAAGAUCAGCGACGUCGGGCUUGCAAGACUCGUCCCAGCCGUAGCAGAGAACGUGACACACUACCGAGUCACAUCAGCCGCAGGAACGUUCUGUUACAUCGACCCUGAGUAUCAACAAACAGGAAUGUUAGGUGUGAAGUCUGAUGUUUAUUCACUGGGAAUCAUGCUUUUGCAGCUUUUGACUGCUAAACAGCCAAUGGGUUUAGCUUAUUAUGUGGAACAAGCUAUUGAAGAAGGGAAGUUUAAAGAUAUGCUUGAUCCUGAAGUACCGGACUGGCCAUUUGAGGAAGCUUUGUGUCUUGCUAAGUUAUCGUUACAAUGUGCUGAGUUGAGAAGGAAAGAUAGGCCUGAUCUUAGUAAAGAAGUGAUGCCUGAGCUUAAUAGACUUAGAGAGAUGGGUGAAGAGAGUCUUGAGAGUGUGUUUUUUGCUGGUCAUGGACGGAUGUCACAUCCUAGCCAAGUCUCUUAUACAUCGGAAGGUAGGAGUGCUCCUUUUAUAUCAAAUCCAGGAUCUUCUAUAUCAAACUCAUAGUUUCGAGAACAGAGGAGUCUGGUAAGAUAUGACACUCUUGUUACGUAUGAAGUUAUGUCUGAAUCUUGUUGAGAUAAACACUCAUGAGUCAUGAUUGAGAUUUUGAUUUGCAGGAGAAGAAAGCCAAGAACAACGUAUAUAUACAUUCAGGAAAAAAGAAAGAAGCUGAUUGUUUUGAUUUUGUUCCUUGUUAGUUUUUUCCAGUGUUUGUAUUAGCGUAAUUGAGUAUCAGUGACUUCAAUUUUUAUACAGUUCCCAACUAAUUUUCAUCUAAAAUCCUUGGAAGGAACAAAGCAAAUGUAAAACUAAUAGAUGGCAAGCAUAACAGGCAACUUUACAUCCAAAAUUUUGAAACUGGAGAUACAAAAUAUUGUAAAGGAUAGGCUAAUUCAUUAUAGGUGAGCCAAAAAAAAUCCCGAGUGCUACUUUUUAAUCUUAUACUCGAGGAACCUAUGAUGAUGCCAGUAAAUGUUUAAGUAGUCA
Molecule: messenger RNA, 3333 nt
Organism: Brassica rapa (field mustard)
Lineage: Eukaryota; Viridiplantae; Streptophyta; Magnoliopsida; Brassicales; Brassicaceae
Product: U-box domain-containing protein 52-like
Biological process (GO): protein phosphorylation
Molecular function (GO): protein kinase activity; ATP binding
Source: RefSeq, a predicted model, not a curated record